Molecule: messenger RNA, 746 nt
Organism: Aspergillus homomorphus CBS 101889
Lineage: Eukaryota; Fungi; Ascomycota; Eurotiomycetes; Eurotiales; Aspergillaceae
Product: prefoldin subunit 5
Exons: 4
Coding region: 137-646 (169 amino acids)
Biological process (GO): regulation of DNA-templated transcription; protein folding
Cellular component (GO): cytoplasm; prefoldin complex
Source: RefSeq, a predicted model, not a curated record
CGCAAAGCUUCACCCGGAGUCAAUUGCCAGAACACCGACACAGACACCGCAGCACAGAACCUACACCUCUCCUACUCCCCUCCCUCAACAAAAUACCCAUCCUCACGUCCACCCCUCAUACCGAAGACCCAUAACAAUGUCAGAAUCCAGCUCCGACCCCCCACCAGGCUCAGUUAACAUCGCCUCGCUCUCCGUCCCGCAACUCCGCGCUCUGCAGACGCGACUCUCCACCGAACUCGAACACCUGACCACCUCGCACGCCAAGCUGCGCGCCGCGCAGCUGAAGUUCAAGGACUGCGUGCGGUCGAUCAACGAGGGGGUCGUGGGGUCCACGAAGAAGGGCACCGCGGGCCAGGAGGAGAUUCUCGUGCCGCUGACCAGUUCGCUGUAUGUGCGGGGUCGGCUCGCGGAUCGGGAGAAGGUGCUUGUUGAUGUUGGGACGGGGUUUUAUGUUGAGAAGACUGCCCCCAAGGCGAUCGAGUUCUACGAGGAUAAGGUCAAGGGUCUAGAGACCAACCUCACCGAGUUGGAGAAGAUUGUGCAGACCAAGAGUCAGCAGCAAAGGCUUUUUGAAGAUGCAUUGAGACAGAAAUUGUUGGCAGAGGGUGCCGCCUCUUCCGCCACUGCUACCGCUGGUGCCGGUUAGUAAAGUCUGUCAUGUUAAGGUACAGAAACAGAAAAAAGCAAAACAAAGGCAAGAUAGGCAUCAAUGAAGUUUGACAUGAUUGACCGCCAUAUCAACGUCC